GCAACAAACGGGCAAUAUAACGAACGCGACGUCGACGCAGACGAACAGAGCACAAACUCCUUGCAAGCGUCCGAAUUCCACCCCCCCUCCAUCAACCUGCCACAAGAUUGUGAGGUUAUUACCCGCGCCGCCAAGGCCUGCUUAUAGGCUUUCGCCUCCCUCCCUGCCCCGCCGCGCGAGUGUGCCCUGAGUCGUCCCGAGCAAGGGCGGCGGCGUCUGCGCGCGCGCGGAUCAAAGGAAGGUCUCCAGCAGUCUCGAAAGAGGGCCGGCGGAAUUGCCUUCGCCAUGGCCGGGGGAGAUGCGGUCGACUCCGGCGAGAAGCGCCUCAAUGAGCUCGGCUACAAGCAGGAGCUCCGGCGGGAAAUGACGCUGUUCAAGACGCUGGCCAUCUCAUUCUCGACGAUGACGCUCUUCACGGGGAUCACGCCGCUGUACGGGACCAGCCUGCAGUACGCCGGGCCGGCCUCCCUCGUCUGGGGGUGGGUCGUCGUCUCCUUCUUCACCUGGUUCGUCGGCAUCGCCAUGGCCGAGAUCUGCUCCUCCUUCCCUACCACUGGUUCUCUGUACUUCUGGGCUGCUCAUCUGGCCGGCCCGGUCUGGGGUCCGUUGGCAUCCUGGUGCUGCGCUUGGCUGGAGGCCAUAGGCCUCAUUGCCGGAAUCGGCACGCAGGCAUACGCAGGAUCCCAGGUGCUCCAGAGCAUAAUUCUGCUAUGCACCGGCACCAACAAAGGCGGCGGCUAUCUAGCUCCUCGCUGGCUGUUCCUCGUCAUGUACCUUUCGUUGACGUUCAUCUGGGCAGUGCUCAACACUUUCGCGCUGGAAGUCAUCGCCGUUCUUGACGUGAUCUCUAUGUGGUGGCAGGUGAUCGGUGGCACUGUCAUAGUGAUCAUGCUCCCCCUGGUGGCGAAAUCCACGCAGCCGGCCUCGUACGUGUUCACCCAUUUCGAGAAGGCGCCGGACGUGACUGGGAUCAGCAGCAGCGCCUACGCGGUCAUCCUGUCCUUCCUGGUGAGCCAGUACUCCCUCUACGGGUACGACGCGGCGGCGCACCUGACGGAGGAGACCAAGGGCGCCGACAAGAACGGCCCCAUCGCCAUCCUCUCCAGCAUCGGCAUCAUCACCGUCUUCGGCUGGGCCUACAUCCUCGCCCUCACCUUCAGCAUUCAGGACUUCAGCUACCUCUACGACCCGACCAACGAGACCGCCGGCACCUUCGUGCCGGCGCAGAUACUCUACGACGCGUUCCACGGGAGGUACAACAACUCGACGGGCGCCAUCGUGCUGCUCUUCGUCAUCUGGGCCUCCUUCUUCUUCGGCGGCCUCUCCAUCACCACCAGCGCCGCCCGGGUGGUGUACGCGCUCUCGCGCGACCGCGGCGUCCCGUUUUCCUCCGUGUGGCGCAAGAUCCACCCCACGCGCAAGGUGCCCGGGAACGCGGUGUGGCUGUGCGCCGCCGUGUGCGCGCUGUUGGGCCUGCCCAUCCUCUGGAUCAAUGUGGUGUUCACGGCCAUCACCUCCGUCGCCACCAUCGGGUGGGUGGGCGGCUACGCGGUGCCCAUCUUCGCACGCAUGGUGAUGCGGGAGGCGGACUUCCGGCCCGGGCCGUUCUACCUCGGGCGAGCCAGCAGGCCCGUCUGUCUCGUCGCGUUCCUGUGGAUCUGCUACACCUGCUCCGUCUUCCUGCUCCCCACCGUGUACCCCAUCAAGACGGACACCUUCAACUACGCGCCCAUCGCGCUCGGCGUCGUCCUGGGGCUGAUCAUGCUGUGGUGGGUCGUCGACGCCAGGAAGUGGUUCAAGGGACCCGUCAGGAACAUCGACGAGCAGGUCGAUCACAACGGCGAUGGCAAUGGCAGUGUCAAGGUCUGAGAGUUGGCAGCUCUUGUCGAUCAAAGAAAUUCUUUUCCGUUGGUUGUGUGUGUGUGUUUUGUCUGUUGUAUCCUCUGGUCAGUGAACUUAGUCGAGGUUGUAGAGAAUUGUAUCCAUCUUAUAUAGAAGAAACUAGAGAUAUGUAGGGCCGACCGACCCAUGACGCUGCCUUUUCUUCUCCA
Molecule: messenger RNA, 2051 nt
Organism: Lolium perenne
Lineage: Eukaryota; Viridiplantae; Streptophyta; Magnoliopsida; Poales; Poaceae
Product: amino-acid permease BAT1 homolog
Biological process (GO): transmembrane transport; amino acid transport
Cellular component (GO): membrane
Molecular function (GO): transmembrane transporter activity
Source: RefSeq, a predicted model, not a curated record